Molecule: messenger RNA, 1943 nt
Organism: Carcharodon carcharias (great white shark)
Lineage: Eukaryota; Metazoa; Chordata; Chondrichthyes; Lamniformes; Lamnidae
Gene: gpr160
Product: G protein-coupled receptor 160
Exons: 3
Coding region: 450-1484 (344 amino acids)
Cellular component (GO): signaling receptor complex; plasma membrane
Source: RefSeq, a predicted model, not a curated record
GUUAAGAAAAUAUCUCUUCUCUUCCUUCAGUUUUUGUGGUUCCUCUGCUCCCUCUCACAACUCCAUGCUCCUUUCUUUCAUGUUUACAAUUGAAAGUUUGCUUAAUUGAGUGUCAGAUAGUGAGAGAUGUGAUUCUGAGAUUAAUCGAGUGAAAGAGGCUUCUGUUCACAGGAAGGGAACACUGAAUGCACAUGAGCCUAGCUGAGUGGCUUUAAACUAAGAGUUGAUGAGCCAUGAAAAAAUUUCCUCCUCUGAAUGCUUGACCCUCCAUUGUUGAAUCACAUUGCAAGAUUUUGAGACUCACAUCUGAUGUCAUAAGUCAGAGGUCAAAUCUCGGGUGGGCUUUUUGAUUAUUUUGAAUGGGGGAAAUCCUGACAACAUUGAGAUAUAGAUCAAUUUCUCACUUUACGUAAACUGUAAGAUGAGCAGUGGUUUGUGAUUAGGCAAACAUGGAAGCUGUUUCCUGUGAAAACUGCAUAAAGACUGACAGCAACCUGUAUAUCUCCCACGUCAUUGAUGGCAGAAAUUUAUUGCUAGUUGUCCUGUUUGCAAAGGUGGUCCUCAACUUGCUCAUCUUGAGUGCAAAACGAAGCAUACUCAAGAGUUUAAUUGGCUAUUUCUGCAUCUCCAUGUCACUGAUGGACCUUGCAUUAUUCAUGAACGUGCUAAUGAUUUUGUGUUUUAAGACCUGUGUGAUUCUGGGAACUCAAGUUGGCAACCAUCAUAUCUGCCUACUGCUACAGAUCUUCUCAAGCAUUUACAGUGUCCUGCAUUUGCCCAUCUUCCUCCUGUCUGGACUUGAUUUUUACCUAAACUUACCUGAUCUCCCCAAACCUGCAAGCACCUUCCGCAAAAUCCUAUACAUUUUUAUCGUUAUGCUGUUGUGGAUUGGAGCCAUUGCCUACGUUUUUGGUAUCCACAGCCUCCACCCACCAUUUAAAGCAAUAUUCUACUGUAACUUGUUCCAAUGUGACAUUCUCAUCAGCCUCCAGAGCCACUUUCUGUCCAUCGUGAUACUCCUGAUUGUGGUUUUUGUGACUAUUUAUUGUUGGUCUGGUUUGAGCUCCCUUGUCAGAUCUCUGAAAGUGAUAUCCUAUUUGGAAGAAAUUGUAGUGUCAUGUUCACAGUCCAAUGCAUGGCUUCAGUCCCAUUCAGUCAAGGAACAACUCCUGACCAACAUUACCAUGUGCUUUCUCUUGACCUGGAGCCCAUUCAUUCUGCUUCAGCUGACCGUUGUUUUGGUCUGGGCUCCGCUGCCUGCUUACAUAGAUUUGAAUGUUCCUUGGCUUUGUUUCAUUAAUAGCUUCCUCAUUGGAACCGUCUACUGGCUGAAGUGUGGUGACAUCUCUCAGGAUGCCAUUUCUUUGUUUCCUGACGGUUUCUGCCAUUGGAGGUUUUGCCAUCUUCAGCAAGAUUACACUACAUAUAAUGAGGGAUGGAUCCCAGAAAAAGAGGACAAUGAUUCAAAGACUCUAAUUGCCUAAGUGAACUUGAGUUCUUCCUGAAAAUGUCACACCGUACUUAUCAAUCUAGAUAUUGAUUAGGCUUGUUUCCUAGUCUUUGGCAAGAACAUUAUUUGUCAAUAAUUUUGGUGAUUUGUGUAAGAGCAGAAUGAUUAAAUGGGAUCUUUAAAAACUUGCUAUAUUUUAAAACUUAUGAGCAAUGAUCUAACCACCUGUGCCCCUCCAGCCUUAUUUCAGGAUAAAUUUUGGCUUCAUAUUCACACUUUCGACAGGGAAAAAGGUCAUAAUUUUUAAAGUUUAUUAACUUUCAAAAACCAUUAGGAUUAUUUUCUUGGGGGCAUUUGGCUACCAGACUGAUCUCAAUUCUCUAUUCGUGGCAAUACUUAACUUUGUUUACAACUGAAGAAAUUACAAGAACAUGUAACUAUUAAACACGCAGCACAGGCAAAUAAGUCAAGCAAUUCUAUGAAUGGUGUUUAA